Messenger RNA from Brachypodium distachyon (stiff brome), 4016 nucleotides. Its product is annotated as F-box/LRR-repeat MAX2 homolog. Gene Ontology annotation, biological process: SCF-dependent proteasomal ubiquitin-dependent protein catabolic process. The record is from RefSeq and is a predicted model, not a curated record. The coding region runs from base 251 to 2380 and encodes 709 amino acids. The transcript has 4 exons. Lineage: Eukaryota; Viridiplantae; Streptophyta; Magnoliopsida; Poales; Poaceae. Gene Ontology annotation, cellular component: SCF ubiquitin ligase complex.
AAGAAAAGGAGAAAGGAGGGAGGAGCUGUCGAGUAUAUCACUUCGCUGUGCAGCCUUCUCUGGGUAUCGUCCCCACUCCUCCGCUUCACCCAAAUCCGUCGUCUCGUCUCGUCUCGUCCCGUCCCCCAGCUGCAGCAAGCAACCCUCCGCGUGGGGAGAGAGAGAGAGGAAGGAAAAGGGGUGGGUGGGUGGACUUUGCCUGGACGCGGCGGGGGCGCAUCGCGCGCGCGCGCGUUUGGAAGGAGGAGCUAUGGCGGUGAACGAGGCGGAGCCGGCGGCGGCGGCGGCGAUCCUGGACCUGCCGGAGCCGCUGCUGCAUCUAAUCCUGGGGUUCCUCCACGACCCGCGGUCGCGGCACCGGGCGGCGCUGGCGUGCCACAAGAUGCUCGCGGUGGAGCGGGCCACGCGGGCGGCGCUGUCGCUGCGCGGGGACCCGAGGUCGCCGCCCUUCCUCUUCCUCCCCGAGGGGUUCUGCUUCCCGGCGCUCGAGCGGCUCGACCUCUCGCUCGUCUCGCCCUGGGGCCACCCUCUGCUCUCCUCCGGGGCGCCCUCGUCCUCCUCCUCUUCGUCGUCGGGAUACCACCCGCACCACCCGGAGGAGAUCGCCGAGCAGAACGCCUACAUCGCCGCGCGCCUCGCCCACUGCUUCCCGGCCGUGUCGUCGCUCGCCGUCUACUGCCGCGACCCCUUCACGCUCGCCAGCCUCACGCCGCACUGGCGGGGGACCCUGCGCAGCGUCAAGCUCGUGCGAUGGCACCAGCGGCCCCCCGGCCUCCCCAGCGGCGCGGAUCUCGAGCCGCUGCUGGAGGCCUGCCCGGCGCUCAGGGCGCUCGACCUGUCCGAGUUCUACUGCUGGACGGAGGACAUCGUGCCGGCGUUCGCCGCGCACCCUGCCGCCGCCGCCGCGCUCACCGAGCUCGACCUGGGCCUCGCCGGCGCCACCAAUGGGUUCCACGCCUCCGAGCUCGGGGCCAUCGCGGGCUCCUGCCCCAACCUCCGGAAGCUCGUCGCGCCUUGUUUGUUCAAUCCCCGGUACGUUGACUUCGUCGGCGAUGACGCGCUGCAAUCGCUGGCUUCCAGCUGCCCCCGGCUGACCAUCCUACGGCUCAGCGAGCCAUUCGAAUCGGCGUCCACCAGCCAGAGGGAGCAGGCGGGUAUUACCGUCGUAGGUCUGAUCGCCUUCUUUGCUGCGCUCCCUGGGUUGGAGGAUCUCACGCUAGACCUCCAGCACAAUGUGCUGGAGGCAGCGCCGGCCAUGGAGGCGCUUGCCCGCAGGUGCCCACGGAUCAAGUUCUUGACGCUCGGGUGCUUCCAGGGGCUGUGUAGGGCAUCUUGGCUGCAUCUCGACGGUGUCGCGGUGUGCGGUGGGCUGGAGUCACUUUGCAUGAAGAAUUGCCAGGAUCUCACUGAUGCCAGCCUUGCGGCAAUUGGUCGUGGGUGUGGUAGGCUUGCUAAAUUUGCGAUCCAAGGAUGUGACCUUGUCACAUCAGUUGGGAUCAGAAGAUUAGCAGAGGCGCUUCGGCCUACGCUCAAGGAUGUCAGUGUCCUGCAGUGCCGGUUUCUACACACUGAAGCGUGUCUCGCUGCGCUUAACCCAAUCCGUGAUCGGAUCGAGAGUCUGGAGAUCAACUGUGACUGGGAGGCAGUUGAACAACCCAGCAGUGUGGCCAAUGGCAUCGCCAGAUGCGAUCCGGAGGAUGAUGAGCCUGGUGAAAUGGCAGAGUCUGCAUCCAAGAAAUGUAGAUACAUGCAAUUUGAUAAUUUCGACAGCUGGGAGAUGCUCCGUUCACUCUCCCUUUGGUUUGCUGCUGGUCAGCUGCUCUCACCUCUCAUUUCUGCGGGGCUUGAUAGCUGCCCUGUGCUUGAGGAGAUCUCAAUUAAGGUGGAAGGCGAUUGCCGGACAUGUCCACGUCCUGCUACAGGGUCAAUCUUUGGAUUAAGCGACCUUGCAGGCUUCCCGGUGCUAGCCAAGAUGAAAUUGGACCUGAGCGAGGCAGUGGGUUAUGCACUCACUGCGCCAACAGGGCAGAUGGAUCUUGCAUUGUGGGAGCGAUUUUACCUUAGUGGUAUCGAAUCACUGCAGAGUUUGUAUGAGCUGGACUACUGGCCACCCCAAGACAAGGACGUGAACCAGCGGAGCCUGACGCUGCCAGCAGUGGCACUGCUCCAGCGCUCCAUUGGACUCAGGAAGCUCUUCAUCCAUGGCACCACACACGAGCACUUCUUGAGCUUCUUCUUGACAAUGCCAGAGUUACGGGACAUGCAGUUAAGAGAGGAUUACUAUCCAGCACCAGAGAAUGAUAUGAUGAAUACAGAGAUGCGGGCUGAAUCUUGGCUCCGGUUUGAGACGCAGCUGAACAACAGGUCCAUUCCUGAUUAAUGGUGGAUUUGGUUCACCUUUACGCAAUGGUUGGAAGUUGAAUACAUCAAUGCAGAUAUGCCAACGGAAGCCUUGCUUCGAUUUAAUCAUUCAGAUUGCCACUGAAGUACUGGCAUCAGAGAAGAAACUUUUGCAAGGUCCGAGCAGUCCAUCAUCAGAGCAGACUCCACCUUAUGCCAACAUUUGUUCCCUGCAGUAGUGAUACCCCUCAAAGGAGUCAUCGUUUCUCCUCUCGCAUCCGCAAAUUGCAGCAUGACAAUUGACAAAGAGGACAGCCGUGCCGCGGAACAAGAUCAGCAUCGGAACAUGACGGAAAGAUCUAGUAUGGAUGCAUGCCCUUGCUAUCAAGAUUUUGUCAAAGCGAAAUUGGGAUGAUUCUCCUCUUGGUGCCACUGGAGGAAAAAGUAACGCUUUUCGGUUAAGUAGCUGGACGCCUCUCACAGGAGGAUGAUGCUGGUGCUAUAGAAUUUAAUGCAAAGAUGUGCCUCCAGAAGGACCAGGUUAGUGAUCUUGUGGUUGCAUCUCCCUUUCGUGUGGUUUAUGGACGGACGUCCUCGUGCUCCCACCGAUCCAUUCGGCCAGGUUAAAAAUAUUCUGCAAGUGCCUUCCUGAGAAGUGAUUCGGAUGAGUGGGUUUCAGACGCGGCAAGCCCCGGACCUUCGAGGCUGCAACUGCAAAGGUGGUAUAUGAGAGCCGGCGUGAAGGAUGGGUUAUCUUCGUCGCGUGUGGAUUAAAAAGAAACAUGGUACGUACGGAGGCAUGCAGCAAAGUCAGCAUAUGCAGCUGCUGUGGCGGAUGCAUGCACCACCGGAAAAGCGAAAAGAAAAGGUAAAGGUAAAGGUUGCUACUACUCCUAUCUUUGCUUCCUAGGUUCGUCUGGAAGGGAAUUUUAUCGCCGCUUAUUAUACGUAUUAUUAUGCACCCAGCCUGGAAAAUAUCCAGCAAAUUUUUAGAAAAUUUGCACGACAUGCAUUAAGAAACAGAGGACAAAUUCAAUAGCCAAGCCGAUUUUUAUGACAUGCUAGGAUGAAUUUAUUUCAACAGUCGAUAAAGUUUGAAUCACGUCCUGCCUAAUGCGAAAAUCCAAAAUUUUAAAUGAUGCAUGCAUAUCAUCCUUGGGAAAGCCUCGCCUGGUCAUAUUUUGUUAGAUGUUCACUCUUUUUCACUCAAUUGGGAGUGUGUAUUUCGUUUUUUCGUUAUGUAGAACGUGAUUCAAACUAUGUUCUAUCUUUUUACUUGAUCAUACUAUAAACGGUUAGGCUUGUUUAUAAAUGUAUCACCCAGCUUAAAUUUGCUCAUGAGGUGCACCUGGAUUCAAGGUGGUUAGAGCCAAUAGAUCAUUAGAUCUUGAGUCCAGGACCUGACCCAAUGCAGUACUAUUAAACAAAAGUAUUUGUGGGUUGUAGCAUUUCUCCGUCCCGUGGAUAUCAUAGACGAUGCAAUUGCAGCUUGGGAGUAUUAAAAGAUCAGCGGCAUCUCCUACGUGGCUAACGUAAAAGUAUGUGAUAUCCGACCGGAUAAGAUUGAGGCGGGGAAAAAAACAAAAGCCGCAUGCAUCUGCGUCACUCAGUCCGUCAGUCGCGCUAAGUUGGGCGAUCAUUUUUAUAAUGGAGUUUAUGCUGCCCAAGUUAACACU